AUGGAAGCUCGACACCUCGCUCAGAGCAACUUGGUCAACAUCAAUCGGGGAGACAUUGAAACGGACCCUUUGAUCAAGUCCUACUACAAGAGCUUUCACAACCUCCAUCCACUCCUCCUACCACGAGCCGCCUUCCUCCGGCCUGUCAAGAACCCUCCCCCAACAAUCAACUUCGGCCCACUGAUAGCAGUGAUGCGUCUAAUUGGCAACAUAUAUGCCACGCAAGAGUGGUCUAAUUCACUCAAGGACAAGGCGGAAGAAGGCUUACUGCAAUUAUCCCCAGAUAGUCCAGUACUGGUUCAGUAUCUUUUGCUUUAUUCCAUUGCCUUGUUUUGGAGUAACUUCAAAGAUGAAGCGAAACAUCAUAUGGACUGCGCCACAGAGGUUGCGGAACGUCUUGGGAUGCACAAAUCUGACUUCUCAAGGCAGUAUAAUGCCGGCGAACCAGUUCUUGAGGAGUCGUGGAGACGGACUUGGUGGAUGCUUUUCAUUAUCGAUGCAUACUAUGCUGGGACCUUGGGAACCAUGAACUUUAGAGUCGGGAACAUCGAGGCCACGGUCGAGCUUCCUUGUGAGGAGAGAGAAUACGAAUCAGAGGCCAUCCCUCCACCAAAGACUUUGGAAGACUUCGACUCCAGAGAGUUCGCUCCUGAGACUGGUACUUUCUCAUCUAUCGCGUACCUCAUCAGCGCUGUGCGUUGUGCGGCGGUGGCGAUAUCUACCGUACCCAAGGUCGCCUCAAAGGAAGACUCCGCACAAGUGAUUUAUUCAGCCGACUCAACCAUCGACGGAUGGUCUCUACUCCUUCCGAAGGAGCGUAGAAAUGUCAUGUCAAAAACAGGACAGAUUGAUGAGCUCAUGUUUCAAGCACAUCUUCUCAUCGGAGUAGCGAGCACUGGCCUCCAUAGGCCUCUAUCUGACCUGAGGUUCAACCUUGUGGAGGACGUGUCAAGCUGUGCCCGAGAGCCACCUGUCGAUAACCCGUCGUCAGACUUAAUCAACGUGCACACUGUGAGGGUACUCCGGGCAGUCGAGUCGCAAAUUCGUCGGCUGGCUUUGCCAUCCAGACCAUUCCAUCACACGCCUUUCACGACUUGCAUGGUCAGCGAGGGGACACUUGCGCUCCUCUCGGCUUGCAACUUCUUAUUGCAGGGCAAACAGCUAGCAAUUGCGAGACACCAAAUUCGACUGACGAUUGGAUGCUUGAAAGCUCUGGGUGAACUUUGGCCAAGGACCACUAAGAACGUGUCGGAGAUACAGACCAUUGCCCGCCAUGUUCUCGGUUUGAAAGGGAAGACUACGAUUAGCGAUGGCACGCAGACUUCGAACGAUGCGGCCAGUCAGUCAGACGAGACGGCUACUACAGGUUUCGGACACAGCGGCUCGAACAAUGAGAAUGGUACACUCUCUUCUCUUGGGCCCAUGGAGGAUGUCUGCGGAUGGUAUGAUCCAGGGGACUUUAGUUCAGAUUUCGCGCAAUGGCCCGAGCAUCAAAUCUAA
Molecule: messenger RNA, 1500 nt
Organism: Colletotrichum aenigma
Lineage: Eukaryota; Fungi; Ascomycota; Sordariomycetes; Glomerellales; Glomerellaceae
Exons: 4
Coding region: 1-1500 (499 amino acids)
Biological process (GO): DNA-templated transcription
Molecular function (GO): zinc ion binding; DNA binding
Source: RefSeq, a predicted model, not a curated record